ACCACGAAAGGGAGGGGUGGAUUACACAAAAAUUGAAAGCUAGAAGUUUUGCCAACUUGGUGCAAAGUCCACAUUACAAGCUUCAACUCAGCAAUCUCUGGGGAGACACACAAAGACCUCCCUCAGUCUUCAAGAUCCUGCUGUGCUGAGUGCUCAGAGGGGCAUUUCAUCUCCCAGAAGUUGGGUCCAAGGGUGUCUGUGGAGCUAGGUGUGAAAACAGCUUUUCAGAGCUGGUGAGGACUUCGGCAAAGAGGCCCUGAAGAAAGACUUGACAGCACUGCAGAGUUUCCUCCGGCUCAUCUCGAUUACCGCUCCAGGAUAAGGGGUCCUCCACGAUGUUCCCAUUGCAAGGGGCACGGAUGCUGCAGGUGCUGGAGAAGUCCUUGAUUAAGGGCCUUCCAGCAUCCUUAAAGGUUUAUGGGACUGUCUUUCACAUUAACUAUGGAAAUCCAUUCAAACUAAAAGCCGUGGUGGACAAGUGGCCUGAUUUCAGUACAGUGGUUAUCCGCCCUCAGGAGCAGGAUAUGACAGAUGACCUCGAUCACUAUACCAACACUUACCAAGUAUACACCAAGGACCCCCAAAAUGCUCAGGAAUUCCUUGGUUCUUCAGAAGUCAUCAACUGGAAACAACAUUUCCAAAUUCAAAGUUCACAGUCAAGCCUGAAUGAGGUGAUACAAAAUCUCGCAGCCACUAAAUCUUACCAAGUCAAACACUCAGAAAACAUCCUCUAUAUGGCACUUCCGACAGCUAAGAGACUGGCUCCUUCACUGCUGGCUGGAAAAAAAUUAUCCUCGAGUGGUGGCAAGCCCAAGGCUAUUGACGAAGACAUGUUUAAACUUUCAUCCCUGGAUAUUACGCAAGCUACCUUUUUGAACAAACUUUGGUAUUUCGGUGGCAACGAGAGGAGCCAGAGAUUCAUUGAGCGCUGUAUACGGAGCUUUCCGAGCUUCUGCCUACUAGGACCUGAGGGGACCCCUGUGUCCUGGUCCAUAAUGGACCAGACUGGAGAAACACGGGUAGCAGGCACCUUGCCUGAGUACCGGAGCCAGGGUCUUGUCUCCUACAUUGUCUACAAACAGGGCUUGGAAAUGGAAAAGCUUGGCUUUCCUGUCUACUCUCACGUAGACAAGAGCAACAAAGCCAUGCAGAGGAUGAGCCACACUUUGCAUCAUAUCCCCAUGCCCUGUGACUGGAACCAGUGGCACUGUAUUCCUCUGUGACAUUGGCCCUGACCUCAAGACCGUGUUGGGUGGGCCUGGACAUUCAGCAGUGGUCAAAAACAAAGAAUAAACUGUAACCAGCAAUAAAAGAGUGGGUGCUCUUUUGGCUCCAAAUAAGCGGUAUGAACAGUCAACCCAACUGCCACAUUCCUGUGGUUGUCACUCACGGGCCUCCCUGGGGUUCCUCAGCUUAAAGAAGGCCCAGAUCCCCCUGCCUGAAACCCGUGGAGUUGAGCUCUCCACACUUCUGGGAUCUCAGUGACCUUCCUUCCUCAGCUACGUAAUGCUCAGAUUGCUUCUCCUGGGCCUCUGAGAGGAUGGGUCGGGGACUCCUGCAAACUUGCUGAUGAAGGGGAGGUAACAUUUUCCUGACACAUUUUCUCUUUCCACCAUCUGCCUUCCACUGCUCAGUGAAGGGACUCUCACCACCAGGUCUUUCGAGCAAAGCCACUCCUAUUAAUAUUCGCUGCUUUAUCAGUCUCUCCAACAUAGCACACACAAAUUACAUGGGCUAUUAGGUUAAGUGCAACAUAUGGCACAGGUAGUUACUUCCCUACCCUACCCACCCAUUGUUUAAAUGAUGGCUAAGGCUUAAUUUCCUGGAUAGUGAAGAGACUGGACCAGUUCAGAUCAAGGCUUCCGAAUCUGGGCACAGUGGAUAUUUUAGAGUGUGCAGUUCAUUGUUCUGAGAGUCAACCUGUGUGUUGUAGGAUACUGACACCAUCCCUGGAAUCUACCCUUUACACGCUGGUAGCAUCCUCCAUCCCUGAAAAUAUCUCCACCUUCAUGGGUACACUGUCCAUGCACACUGCUCAGCCCGAGACUCCUCCCAACUCCUUGGCUGGAGCUGCCUUCACGUCGUUCCAGGUCAGUCACAUCUGUCCCCGCUGCCUGUCACUGAAGUCCUUUGAGGAUGGGGGCCUCAGCACAUGAAAAUCUCCAAUUCUGGUUAUGUUUUUCCUAUGCCUUCAUCAACAACAGGAGAGACUGUAUUCCUAUCUUAUAGUGGACACACUAUCCAUUCGAAUUAAGAUCCCCAUACAUACUGUUGUAGGAAUAAGAAAGCCUGACAGCAGAUUUAGCAUUUAAGACUCUGGAUCCAGCAUUUAAACCUACAGCACUGCAGAAAGGGAGGAGGAGAAGGUCAAACACCAACUGGAGGCCAAGGACCCAAAGUCCAGUGUGUUACCAUCACAACACAGGCUGAGUGCAAACUGAGGCUGCUCUUCACCCUACGGGGCUUCCCUGCGGUGAGGGAAGAAGGGGGAGGAGAGGUGGAAGGGAGAAAGGGUCACUGUGACUGACACAGGGAGAGGGGACUCAGGCAAAGAACACAGGCUUAUGAAACCAGCGUGUGGAAAGAGAGCCUGAGAUCUGCACGAGAUGAAAAGAACAGUGCAACUUGGCGGGGAAGAAGACAGCACUCUACAUUCUCAUAAACUGACUUCAGAAAGG
This is a messenger RNA of Fukomys damarensis (Damara mole-rat), 2678 nucleotides long. RefSeq names its product glycine N-acyltransferase. Gene Ontology annotation, cellular component: mitochondrion. Bases 336 to 1223 code for a protein of 295 amino acids. The record is from RefSeq and is a predicted model, not a curated record. Gene Ontology annotation, molecular function: glycine N-acyltransferase activity. Lineage: Eukaryota; Metazoa; Chordata; Mammalia; Rodentia; Bathyergidae. The transcript has 6 exons.